AUCAGUGAUAGGGAAUGGCGAAUGCCUUUAAAAAUGUUUUGUAAACACGGAAUGCAUUAGAAUACGGUAUCUGACUUGGAGUUAAAGUGUUAAAUGGUUUCGUAAACGGACAUUCAAGUAAUAGGUUACUAUUUUCAUAUCGGUGUGAAUGGUUUUAUAAAAGGUUCAGGAUACUGGUCAAUGGAUCUUUCCGUUGUUAAAAGUGGACACUGAAAUCGAUACAACUUACAGAAAAUGUGGUGGAACUAACUUACUAUUUUCGGAAAAAUCAUACAGGAAUAAAGAUACAUGUAACAGUUUAUGUGGCACCUUUUCUGUUUGUGGACGUUAUUCCAAGUGAAUAUUUUUGUGGAACGGGUAUCUAGUGAAACUCUGUGAAACCAUGAGUGCCCUUCUUCGAAUAGGACCCAUGGCUAUUUCAACACCAAAGAGGAGGAACGGAUGUUACUAACAUUUUCUCUCAUAUAAAAUGUUCUAUACAGUAUGUGCAAUUAUUGUAGACACAAGUGUCAAAUGCUAUUGAAAGUUUCUUUUCGAAUUAUCUCUGAAAUGGACGGAACUAGCUAGGGUACUGUCAGUAUUUGACGAUGUACAACCGCUCUUUGUUAUGCCGGUGAGCUCAAAACCACUGCGAGGGAAAAGGCCGCCGCCCAUUCUCGCACCCAAACCCUUCAACAAUACCCGGAAGUUGGCAUGGAGGUCGGUGGAUGCAUCCCCGACACAAGAUGUGAUCACAAUCGGUGUCGAAGAGGAGCAGACACUCGCUCCAUCCCUUCCACCAAGACCAAGACAGUCCAUACUGCGGCAAAAAUCCUCAGAUUCAUCCAACGGGCAGCAAAAGCCACCCCCUACAGUUAAAUUCAGUGAAGACUUUCAGGACUUUGAAAAUCCCCCACCACGUCCAACUGCCUUAAGCAAGAGAAGAGGGGGCGAUUCUGACGAUGCUUGUUUCUCUAAUGGACCUAUCGGAGCGAUGGCUGGUGCUGACGAAAAUGUCGGGGCCAGACGAAAACCUCCCCGACCCGCCACAAUGAGCAACGCCCAGGCACUGAGAGAAUGUGAGGAACAUACAGACUGGGCCAAUGAAGUUCUCACCAGGCACAACCUACCAAUAAUAUCUGACCUACGUACCAGCAUCGGGGACGGAUAUACGCUACCCACCAUCCUCGAAAUUAUCAGUGGCGUUUCAUUGCGAUGUGUUGAGACGAGCCCACAAACAAAGGAAGCGCGUGUGCGUAACAUUCGUAACUGCCUGAAGUUUGUGUGUAAACGCGGCGUUGACAUCACAGAUAUCCAGCCUGACGAGAUAGAAGAUGGACAUUUGAAAACCGUUCUGCUACUGAUUGGCAAUAUUCGGAAACAUUUUCAGAAUGGAUACAAGCCGGAGUGCAAUGGUUUCACAUCGCCUGUAGAGGAGAGUGGGGCAAGCGUGAUGCCCGGGGCUGUACGUCUCCCUGGGGCCGUCCCCACCCCCUUCAUGGGGGGCCAGCAUACAGGACAUGGUGGAGGGGAACCUUUAUCUCGGUCUGGUUACCAUGACAACAAUGACCUGUUGCUGGGGACGAUGCGGCUGGAACCAAAUGGCGAUGGAAACAACAACAACAAACCUCACAACAAUAUUAUUUCUACAACAGAGAUUGGAGUAAACGGUGUAGCCCAACAUGGGGUGGAUGAGCGCCGUACCCACCUGGGGGCUGGGGGGUAUAGGGGUGGUGUUAUCCGGCACCCCAAUGCACGCCCCCUCACCCAGCCUACCCAGGAAAGCCCUGGCGCCCCUCCUACAUCAGCACACAGAGCAUGGACUGGCAGUCCUCUUAACAAUGCACAAAAUAAUAAUGGUGUAAUGACAAGUCCGACUGUUGAAGAGCGACUUCGACAACUAAUUGGGAGCAAGCAGUCUGGAGGGUCUAAGGGAAAUGGGGGCUACCCGGGCGGUGGAGGGUUUUUCCAUGGUGGUGGGAGUGAGGUUUUCGACAGUGACGGGGAAAUGUUGGUGGUUCCCCCACCCACUAGCCGCAAAUCUCCAGACUUUGACUCGGUCAUGUACUCUCAGUAUAAUUACGGGCCUGGUUAUCGGGCAGUGACCGAUAGCUCACAGGGGCCCCAGCAAGGCUAUGUGCCAUCAAAACCAUCAGAAAAGCGUGAAGGAUCCCGUGCUGAUAUCAUUCGUUAUCGACCUCCAUCUGCUGUAGCGUUUCGUCAACAUGCCCCGGCAGCCCAGAUAGCAAGCUCCGUUCCCCGUGCGCGACCCUCAUCAGCAACUGGUAGUCUCAUGACUAACAUGUACAACGGCGGGGAAAACACAGAGUUUAACCAGGAGAAUGGGCCGAAUUCUGUUCCCAUGGGAAAUAGAGCCAGUGAUGUACGGCCCACGGGAAAUAAUACUCCGGGGAAAGGCUUGAGUGGUGGUCGUGCCAACAGCAGCGACUUACGGAAUGCCUGGAACCGCCUGUAUGGAGGGAGCCAACCUCCACCGUAUGUUUCUCCGGCAAUGCGCAGGGCUACAACACAACAACAGGUUCGUUCACAGUCACCAGCGAGUCGGCCAGUGUCUGCUCCAGCCCCCGCUCACAUGCAGGCUCAUUACCAGCAAGAGGUCAAAGGUCAAGGCAAUAGCCCUCAGACUGGUUUUCAGCCAGAGGUCAGCAGGGGUCACAGCAAUAAUCUGCUGACUGGUUUACCUCAUGAGGUCAAAGGCCAUAGCAAUAACACCCCGAGUGGGUUGCACAAUGAUAUUAGGGGUCAUGGGAAUUUUCCACAGACUGGUUUUCAGCCAAAUGGUAAUAAAGGUCAUAUCAAUUCCCAGACUGGUUUUCACUCUGAGCUAAGGGGUCACAGCAAUGGGCAGACUGGUUUUCAGCCCGAAGUGAGGGUUCAGGUUGACCCUAGGGCACAGUCAACUUCCCAGCAUCGUGAAAGCCCUAUGGGUCAAAGCUCCAGCACGCAGGGUCACCUUAACGAGUCCUCGUCUAGUCAGCAAAGUAGGCUCUCUGAGGAAAUUACAAAUCAUGACCCUCAAGGACAUGGUGGUAUGGAUGGAAAUUUGAGGAAAUCGAGCGAGAGUUCACACCAAAGUUUUGGCCAGGCUAGUCCUGGAAGUCCAGGUAGCCCAAAUUACGCAAUUGGGCCGGCGUCAAAGUACCCAGAAUAUCACAGUAGUCGGCCAUUGUCAGCAAGAAAACCUCCGGCAUUACCGUCGCGUUCUCCACAGAGGCCAGAUAAACUUGUGUUGACUCAGAGGAAUAACCUUCAUAGUGAACUUGGUGGUAAAAAUGAUAGGAGAACAGCUAACAGGUCGUUUGCAGAAUACGGUGAUAGGGCGCCUAGCCCUAGUGUUCAUAGGAGUAAUAAACAUACAAAGGAUCUAACAACUGCUCUCCAAGCCGCCAGCAAGGAGCAUAGACAUAAUCUGGACUUAUCUCGAGAUUUCUCUCAUAACAAAUCUCAUGACUUAUCUCAGGAGAUGCAGACAUGCAGCAUUUUUGACUACAAUGUGCCAUCACGGAGCGAGAGUACGGGGUCGAUAACUCCGCCUCUGCCCCCACUGUCACCCGCUAAUUCCGAUUCUCCGACAGAAGAAUUUCCAUCCAAUCUUGCACGAUCUACGAGUGCGAGUAAUCUAAGAAUGCCAGAUCAGCACGCAGUUGAGAGCCAGUUGAGAGAUGGGCGUAAACCUCGCAGAACGUCGGAGUUGAACUUCAGGAUGGAGAGAAAAUCUCAUGGGAAGAAACAGAAGAAAAACUUAAAAUCGAAAGGUGCUAAUUUAGUGGAUGUUCGAGAAUCUGAUUCAGAGAGCAACCUGUCCUUUGACAUCGAUAUUGACAACACAAUACUCACAGUGGAAUCUCACGACACAGAGCAACUAAACCCUGCAGGGAUGGGUGCGGGCCUACCCCAGACACGGGAUACACCAUUGCGACACCCUGCUGGGGACAUCCUCACGACACGGGAGUCCUCUUCUCUCCAACAUCAAAUGCAUAGCCUUGAGAACCGCUACCUCGAUCUCCAGACACGCGUGCAGGGAGGGCACCCGGGUCAUGGUCCGCCGGCUAUCGGUCGGCAGCGCAGGUGGAGCAUUGGUAGUUCUGAUACUAGCUCAUUCCGACGGGAAGCUCGUUUCAAACCAGGCAAACAGCUACACCAUAAACAUCAAUCCCGGGAAUUCAAGAACAUAAACAAGCGUUUCCAGCGUCUGGAAUCACACGUAGUUACGCUGGCCCGUAGUGUAGCUCACCUCUCCUCGGAGUUGCGAACACACAACACAGUGGUGACAGACCUGGAGGGCAUUAAACGCCAGCUAGCCGAUCUGUCCCAACCUUCGAAGGGUCAAGGUCAUACUGGGACGGUCAAUGCCCGUACGGACCGGGAGAUCUUCAGGGAAUGGGCUCCCGGGCUCACAAACCCCAAAAGGGUUAACAAACUUACAAAGUUCUUUGGAUCGGAGCCACCGUUACUGGAGUUGUUCUUGAAACAGCUUGGCUAUGAGCGAUACGCGAUCAACUUUCACUCAGAGCAUAUUGGGAUGAUUGAGCUGCCGUAUAUGACGGAAGACAGGCUUGAGAAAAUAGGGGUUCCCAUGGGGCCACGAAUGCGCAUUCUACAAGAGGCUAAACAAUGCUUCAGGGAUGACAAUAUGGACGUCUACAUUGUUUGAUAGUAGUUGGGGGAUGGGGAUGUUCAAUAUGGAUCUGCUCUGUCCGGUUGUCUGCUUUGUUGUAAAAAAUUUGAGCGAAGGCUGAAAAUAGUUAAUUAUAAAUGGCAUUAUACAAAUAGUCCAAGCUUUUUAGGUUCCAAUUUGCUUGUGUUAUAUCCCAGGAAGUCUUAAGACAAAUCUGUAGCGAAACUCAAAAGCCUCGUGUUUGAAAUUUAGACAAGCUCGUACUUCGUAUUGAAAAGUAUCACUGUUUAAAUUUUAUAUUGUGUUAGUCCAAUAAUUUGUUUUUUAAAAUGAUAGGUGUUAAUAACUGUUAAAAGCACGAUUUACCUCAAGUUUUGCAAAUAUUAAAAUCCACUAUUUUGUUUUACGCUGUGUGGGUUUUUCAAGGGCAGUUACACAUUACUCUGUAUUGCCAAAACUCAAUAACAUAAAAGGUCAAUAACCGAGUUAUGAAAUCCAUGACAAAUAACCAUUCCAUGUUAAGGUAAGGGACACAUAUUUUCUGAUCUUGUACUAGCUAAACAGGUAGUUUGGCUAGUCAGAGAAAGACACAUGUUGAGGAAAUAUUUCACUUUUCUAGUGGAUCGGGUAGCCAGUGGCUGGUCAGUGGAGUCCAUGGUUAAGAUUAUAAUGAUUAAUUAAAGUAGAAAACAUGAGUUCAGAACAUGACAGAGUUGUACAACUUGUUCUUAAAACAUGGCUACAUCUGUAGAUCUUAAAUGCCUUGUAUAAAUAUUAAAUGCUCAAUUAACAACACCUACACACCCAGGAACACUCUGGUAUAUACAGCGAUUGAGUUUCAACUGGUAUCCAUUAAAGUUUUAGCCAAUGCUGUGCAACUGAUCAUUUAGUAGCCACUAAAAUAUACACUCCUUUUAGCAAUCAUUUAUAAUUGAAUUCAAUCAAACAUGUGCAAGUUGAUUGUAAUAAAACCUCAAUUAUUAGUUUAUUAUGUAACCUUUAUAGCAUUGCAGACAUAAUAUUAUAGGGAUCUCAUGUUGUCCAGCAUCAUACUUUCAAGUAUCCUCUCUCACUUAUACAUUUUUUAUUCAAUCUUUACUCAACUUGGUUAGAAGUUUAUUGGCAUAAUAUCUCAACCAAGUUUAAUACAAAGCCAAAAUCACACAUUGAACUCCAGAGAAAUGGCCUUUUAAACUUAAAAAAAUUCAUCUCUCCAAGCAGGCAACAAAGUCAAUACACAGGAUUUUAGUUUUAACCAGUGUACAUGUAUAUGCCAUGCUGAACAAUGUUCUUUUACUUUGUUAUGACUGAUGGCAUGCCCUUUAUUUUUGCCCAAGUUGAAGUGAUGUACUGUACCCAUUAUUUUAUAGUUAAAGCCACAUGAUUCAACUUUGAUCUCUUCAAGUUUUGUGAUUUCAUACAACUGGAUUUAGAUAUAUUUUUUCUGUACUUUUUAUAACCAUGACUUCACAAGUGUAUACAGUGACUACAUAAAUAUUAAAUUUGACUUGGUAAAAUGUCCUUGUUUUGAUGGUGCGUUCAUCUUUCCAUUUAACACAAAUAACACUUUCAAAAUACAGCACAGUGGCUUUUUUUCUGAAGAUCUAAUCAAGUAUACAAACAUUUGAUAUAACCGAAAUACAAAACAUGUCAAAUUAAACCCAAAAUAUUUGAAAAAAGUUUGACAUACCUGUAACCUGAAUAUCGAGAUAACAGAGUUCAACUGUAUUAUCAUACAUAUAGGUAGCCUAGGUAAACUGAUUAAGAUGAAUAUUUUUCUAUAUUUUUACCUAUGUUUAAAGGCUAAUUAGGCAAGUUAAUGGCUUGACUCACUGUAUAAUCAUGCAAUGAAGUAUAUUUUAGGUACAUGUAGUAUAACCAUUCAUUCCAUAAUCUACAAAGACCUCUGUGAUAACAUUAACUGAACAUAUAUUUAUUUGUGUGUGUCCAUAAUGUAUCAUGUGCUUUUAUACUUUUUAUAUUUGUUGUGCCUAUUUAUUGUACAUGUAUUGUUUGUGUUUAUAUCAAGACCAUAAUUUGUGGGGUCAACGCUACAAAGUUCCAAAGGUUCUGCUCAUACAUGCCAUAUUUCUGGAUACCAUUCCAGGGGAUUUGUUCAGAAAGGCUGAAAAUUCAGGGGGAUUUUGGUUGUUAUCAGCUAUCAAUUGUCGAAAUAUCAAAAUAAUUUUAGACGCACUAUGAAAAAAUGUAUUCACAUAUAGUUAUUGCUAUGAAAACCUUUACCUUUUUGGACAUACAAAAGUAUUUUAUAUAUCAUCAUAUUUUUAUGAAACUGUCAUGUCAUACUGUUAUGCACUUGCAGAAAAAAUAUGUCAUGGGAAAAAUAUGUUUUUUUGAGACAAUAAAUUUGGCUUACCUUCCUCCAAAUUCUGCUUACUAUCAGCAAUGAUGACUUUCAGACAAUAAGAGAAUGGAAUAAAUAUUAUCAACUUCUUCCAUUUUCCAAAUAGCAAUAUUUAUUUGCCCUUGGUCAUUGUUACACAAAUAAAAUUUAUAAUUUCAUGUAAAAGUUUCUUAUGGCAUUUAUCAAGUUUUUUUUUAAAUAUUCAUUGUUAUUCAUGAAGUAAUUUUCUCCCUUGUGGAGUUGUUUGUUUACAUUCAGUUUUACACACAUACUUUAGUUUCGCUUUGUCAUCAUUACAUGAAAAAUUUCUCUUAAAAAGUUAAAUAUAUAUUUAUUUAUUUUUAAUUCCGGGGGAUUUUUUUCCCUGCUGGGAGACCAGGGGAAGGAUCGGAAUUACGGGGAAUUUCAUCUAUUUUUUAAUGUCACUUGGUACCUUAUGGCAUUGACCCCACGAUAUUGUUUGUUUCAUUUUUGAAGCACAUCAGGGGUAUUCAUAAAACAUCUACUUAAGUCAUUAUCCUAACUUAAUUCACUUUUUUUCUAAGUUAAGUAUGUCACUGUUCAUAUGAUAAAAUAUUGUAAUAUUAUCUAAAUUACUCUAUUUUAUCAAUACUUUUAUGUAAUAAACACACCCACACUUAUAAGGUUGAAAACAUUUGUAUUUUUCUUUAAAUUUGACUAUUAAAAUUUCAGAAAAUCGACUCAAGUUAAGAAAUGACUUGAGAUGUUUUAUGAAUACCGGCCUAGAUUUGUACCAUUUUAUUUUCAUUGUGAAUUGUUAGCUUCCAUGAAGAAACUUAUUUAUAAAGUAAUAUUUAAUAUUUUUAAAAUGUCUCAAUUAUUAUAAUUAUCUUAUAAUAAAUGCAUUUAUAAUGAAUAUCUGUUCUUUUAUUUUCCAAGAAGUUUCAUGUUGGCAAAGUUGAGCAAGGGACUCCAGAAAAAAUAUCAUUUAUUUCACAAAUGAGAAAAUGGAUAAACAUUACAACCCACAACAUGACAAAGACUCGACCUAGGUGAUUUAGCUUGGAAAAGUGAGAUUGCUUAGAUAAGAUGCUAUUAGAAACAUCCUUGUAAUGUAAUGGUUGAUCUAUAUGUAUACUUAAAUACAUGCCUCAUUUAUCCUGUGACAUGACCUAAUACAUGUUAUUGAAUAUAUUCAUGUAAUAGAGUGAUCAGAAGCGUAUUCAAUAACCAAUUUAGGUUUAAGAGAAAAAUUGGAGUGUUUUGAUUGGAUUGUAAGAAUAACUGGCCAAUAGAACUAAUGGAAUCACUGAGGCAUGUCUAAGGAUAAGAAUGAUAAU
Mya arenaria is the source of this 8284-nucleotide messenger RNA. RefSeq lists its product as uncharacterized. The coding region runs from base 608 to 4654 and encodes 1348 amino acids. The transcript is spliced from 17 exons. Gene Ontology annotation, biological process: neurogenesis; nervous system development. Lineage: Eukaryota; Metazoa; Mollusca; Bivalvia; Myida; Myidae. Gene Ontology annotation, molecular function: protein binding. The record is from RefSeq and is a predicted model, not a curated record.